AUGGAUUAUGUUAUAAGUGGACAAAUACCAACAGGAGAUUUUACAAUUAAUGAAACUUUUGAGGUAGAGUUGAAUGAUGUUGACAUUUUACCGGAGUUCACAUUCUCCUUCUUAGAAAACCCAGAAAUAAAAAGCAUCGAUCCGCAACGUGGGUUUCUGAGUGGUGGUACCAUUCUUACAGUGACAGGGGACAACUUGCGCAAUGCUCAACAUCCAAGAGUGUUUAUUCAAAAUUAUGAAGCAGAAAGUUCAGAGUCAUGCUUGGCAGAGGUGAACUCUUCCAAUAUCUUGUAUUGUAAAGUGCCUAUAGCGCCUGCAAAAAUCAAAUCUGAACUUCAAUCUAGACGCAAUAAAAGAUCCGCAGAAUGUUUGGGCUGUCAGGAAGUGCAGAUUGUUGUGAAACUGGAUGGAAUUGAGAAAACAUUUACAUUGAAAUACUACUACGAUCCAUCAUUGUCCAAGUUCACCAAUGGCAUGCAGCUGUUUAAAGCUGACGAGCAAUUUCUCACUGUCCACGGUGACAAUUUUAAUUUUCUUAAAAAUUCCGAUGUGACCAUAACCAUUGGUAUUGAGCAAUGUCGGGUGGUGCAAAUAGAGCCGAACUCCAUGGAAUGUGUCGCACCUAGGACCCAACCUAAACCAGGCAUCCAGGGGGCAGAAUAUCCAGAAGUAAAUAUCUUCAUUGGCAACAUCAACCAGACGUUGGGUCAGCUGCAAUACCAGAAGGAUGACAAUCAUUUCGUGAUUAUAGUAGGGGCAGUAGGAGGAACUGUAGUGUUUGUGGGGGUCCUUGCAUUCGUGUUGAUCUGUCUAAAGUAUCGAAAGACGAGAUCUAAGGCAAGAGAGCUUGAGGGUGAUCUAAACAAACUGGAGAUGGAAAUUAAAAGUGUCGCACGUCAAGAAGGUCAUGACAACGUUCAUUAUGACGUCAUUCCCGACGAUGUAACAGAGCGUGAGGCAACAUCGUUCACCUCACUCCAGGUUUGUUGAGAUGCUUUUAGUUGG
This is a messenger RNA of Dreissena polymorpha, 1005 nucleotides long. Its product is annotated as hepatocyte growth factor receptor-like. Gene Ontology annotation, molecular function: semaphorin receptor activity. Gene Ontology annotation, cellular component: semaphorin receptor complex. Gene Ontology annotation, biological process: regulation of cell shape; regulation of GTPase activity; negative regulation of cell adhesion. Bases 1 to 990 code for a protein of 329 amino acids. NCBI's taxonomy places the organism in Eukaryota, Metazoa, Mollusca, Bivalvia, Myida, Dreissenidae. The record is from RefSeq and is a predicted model, not a curated record. The transcript has 7 exons.